Entrophospora sp. SA101 is the source of this 399-nucleotide messenger RNA. NCBI's taxonomy places the organism in Eukaryota, Fungi, Glomeromycota, Glomeromycetes, Entrophosporales, Entrophosporaceae. The record is from the annotation of a GenBank genome assembly.
AUGAGCUUUAUAUCAAUUAACAUUACUUGUUUAAUACUGGAAUUAUAUCCCAGCGUUUUGUGGGCAGAAGUUGUACAUCAUUUAUCGGAUGAAAUGCUAAGCUCACUCGGAAUACUUUAUCUCAUAAUAUAUUCUACACCAAGUGGAUUUCAAUACAACUUUAAGUUAACUCGUAAGGAAGGCGAUGACAUCAGUUAUGCUAAAAAAUCAAUGGAUAUUAAGAUUCUUGAUAUUAUUGGUAUAUUGUUGAUGGUCUUGCCAAUAGCAAUACAAUUGCCAUUAGCAGCUUUUGCUGGUCAUGAAGCUGACAUCAACAACAUACAAUUUGCCGAAUCAUGGAAUGAGUAUAAUAACAAAAAGAAUGAUCAAAGCAAUGAUAAUACUAUUAUUACUGUUUAG